AAGGAGAGAGUAAUACGAUAACGUUAUUAGCCCCACCAUAGCCAGCCAUAGGGUGUCUGACUUUUCUAUAUAUACACCUUUCAUAAUCCACAAGAUGCAGAUUAAGUAGUGCACAUUAAGAUUCUUUUCUACACACAAGUGCAUGAUGAUGAAGAGCCACACAUUCCUAAGGGUCAUUUUUCUUUUGAUGUUUCUUGGGUGGCUAACUGUUUGGAUCUUGUUGCCUACAAAGAUCUACAAAAACACAUGGACUCCCAAACUUAAAAACAGCCUAAAUUCUACAUACUUCAGAGAGCAAGGGGUAAAUCUACUGCUUUUCACAUUCCCUAUGAUGUUCAUUGGAGCUUUGAGUUGUAUUUAUCUCCAUCUUCACAGGGAAAAAAUAACACAAAAGUUACCCUCCACAAGUGGCGCUCUAAAAAGAUGUUUAUGUUACCUAAGACGACCAUUCUUGGUGAUGUCUCCAAUUGGAAUUGUUACAUCUAUGGAGCUUAUUUUUGCAUUCAUGUUUGUUGCACUUUUGAUAUGGUCCCUUUCCAAUUACUUGCAUAUUAGUUUUGGUAGUCUUCAUAUGCACAAACAAGGCGAGAAAGUAUGGGAAGCAAAGUUGAGGAGUGUAUCUUUAAGACUUGGGUACAUAGGAAACAUAUGUUGGGCAUUUCUGUUCUUUCCAGUGACAAGAGGGUCUUCUAUUCUGCCUCUUGUUGGUCUGACAUCUGAAUCAAGCAUCAAAUACCAUAUUUGGCUUGGACAUUUAUCUAUGGUUCUUUUUGGUGCACAUACCAUAGGUUUCAUCAUCUAUUGGGCCAUCACCAACCAAAUGGUUGAGAUGUUAGAGUGGAGCAAGACAUAUGUAUCAAAUGUAGGUGGAGAGAUUGCAAGUUUAAUAGCAUUAGCAAUGUGGAUAACAAGCAUUCCACGCAUAAGACGUAAGAUGUAUGAAGUAUUCUUCUACACUCACCAUCUCUACAUUCUCUAUAUCUUAUUCUAUGCCAUCCAUGUUGGUGUUGGAUACAUGUGCAUGAUUGCUCCUGGGAUUUUCCUAUUCCUCGUUGAUAGACAUCUUAGAUUCUUACAAUCUCGACAAAAUGCUCGUUUACUAUCAGCUCGUCUUUUACCUUGUGAUGCACUUGAGCUCACCUUCUCCAAGAAUCCUAGUUUAUACUAUAACCCCACAAGCUUGGUGUUCAUAAAUGUUCCAAAGGUUUCCAAGCUGCAAUGGCACCCUUUUACAGUUUCUUCUAGUAGUAAUAUGGAGACUAAUUCUCUUAGUGUUAUCAUAAAAAAUUUGGGUAGCUGGUCAAACAAGCUUUAUCAGGAACUUUCUUCAACAACUUUGGAUCAUCUUAGUGUUUCGGUUGAAGGACCCUAUGGACCACAUACUUCACAAUUUCUAAGGCAUGAACAGAUUGUGAUGAUAAGUGGUGGAAGUGGCAUAACUCCUUUCAUAUCAAUAAUCAGAGAUCUCAUAUUUCAAAGCCAACAACAAGAAUUUCAACCUCCAAAACUCCUACUUGUUUGUAUUUUUAAAAACUAUGUUGAUCUAACAAUGUUAGAUCUUAUACUUCCAUCUUCUGGUUCAACAACUCAAAUCUCACAGCUCCAGUUACAAAUUGAAGCUUACAUUACAAGAGAAAAAGAAGAACCACCAAGAGAUACUCAAAAACAUAUUCAAACAAUAUGGUUUAAACCAAACCUCUUAGACUCUCCUAUCUCAGCUAUAUUAGGCCCAAAUAACUGGUUAUGGCUCAGUGCUAUAAUCACAUCAUCUUUCAUCAUGUUUCUCCUCAUUUUAGGGAUCGUUACUCGUUACUAUAUCUAUCCAAUUGAAAGUAACUCAGGUGAAGUUUAUAAUUGGACAUUCAAGGUUAUGUGGUUCAUGUUUCUACUUUGUGCAUGUAUAUGUUUAUGUUCUAGUGCAAUUUUUCUUUGGUGGAAGAGACAAAACAACACCUUAGAAAAUAAGCAAAUAAUGAAUGUAGAAGUUUCAACACCAACAAGAUCACCAGGGUCAUGGAUUUAUGGAUCAGAAAGAGAACUUGAAAGUCUUCCUCAUCAAUCUUUAGUGCAAGCUACCAAUGUACAUUUUGGUGCAAGACCUGAUCUCAAGAAAAUUCUGUUUGAGUGUGAAGGCAAAGAUGUUGGAGUUAUGGUUUGUGGUCCAAGAAAAUUGAGACAUGAAGUUGCUAGAAUUUGUGCUUCUGGUUUGGCUGAUAAUCUUCACUUUGAAUCCAUCAGCUUUAAUUGGUGAUCUAUAAUAUAAUUUAGCAUCAAUGUACAAGUUGUGUGUAUAUAUAUAUGCCGUUUACCAUCUCUCUGAAGUUUUCAUGUUGAUUCUGCAAUUUGAAGAAGUGUAUGUAAGCACAUGUGUGCAUGUAAAAUAUUAAUUAAUGUCUUUUCUCACCUAUGUUCUGCAUAUAUUAUUGAGUGGAAAUCUCCAAAAAUUGCACUUAA
Molecule: messenger RNA, 2454 nt
Organism: Trifolium pratense (red clover)
Lineage: Eukaryota; Viridiplantae; Streptophyta; Magnoliopsida; Fabales; Fabaceae
Product: ferric reduction oxidase 5-like
Exons: 8
Coding region: 143-2251 (702 amino acids)
Cellular component (GO): plasma membrane
Molecular function (GO): oxidoreductase activity
Source: RefSeq, a predicted model, not a curated record